AAAGCAUUGAAUAAUUUCAUACAAAUACAUCAUGCCCGAUGUCAUCAAUCAUCUUGAAUUUUCAAAUGCAAUAGUGCAAUUGUUGGUGGGCACUUUUAAGGACGAUCAAUGAAACUAGGUUUUAAGCCAAACAUAUAGAUGGCUUAUAAAUAAUUCAGAGACGGAAACUAAUAACCACCUCUGUCAAUCUCACCAUAAUCGUUUAUGAUGGCUCUCAACUCCUGUAUGAAGCAUAUAAUUAUUUUUCUGGCAUCCUCUCUUUCCAUGCAGUCAUGGACGGGGAGAUGCGGCGGAGAACCCACCCCUACUGCUGCGGCGGUGAAUGCGGAGGAACUCCCAAUAUCUGAGCACUUUGAGCAGUGGAUGAUCCUCCAUGAGCGUUCUUACAGAGAUGAAGUAGAGAAGGCAGAACGGUUCGAGAUCUUCAAGAAAAACAAAGCGUACGUGGAUUCUUUCAAUCUGCAGGCGGCGGAGAAGAACCACACGUACACACUCGGAAUCAAUCAGUUCUCCGACAUGACUGAUGACGAGUUUAUAGAAUUUUAGGUGUCAGACUCCAUAGAUGCAGAAUAGAGCUUUUAGGAAUAAAAAUGAAGAGGAUGAAAAGCAACUACUAUUCAGAAGGUUGAUUACAAGUUCUUAUACCAAGAAGACAUAAGCCAGUAGAAUUAACGAACUAAGAACAACAAGUAUAACUAAUCUGUAACUGACUAAAAUGAUCUAGAUUCUUCUGGACUCUUCUCUUCAUUGUGUGCGUAUGUAUGUCUUCUAUUUUCCACGUAUGCAUUGCUAUUGGGUGAGUUGGACAUCUGCAUAUUUUUAUUACUCCAAGACCCCCCCUCAAGAGGAGAGUACAAGUUUUGUACACUCAUCUUGGAAAGCAAAAAGUGAAAAGGAUUUCUUCCAAGUGGUUUAGUGAACAAAUCAGCUAUUUGAUGUGCAGUUGGAACAUAGAGAGUAUGAAUAACACCAGAUUGUAUCCAUUCCCUUAUGAAAUGACAGUCAAUUUCCACAUGUUUUGUUCUUUCAUGAUGUACUGGGUUAGCAGCCAUAGCAAGAGCAGAUUUACUAUCACAGAAUAUAGUGGCAGUCUUGAUAGGAAGCUGGAGUUCUUUAAGGAGCUGUAGUAAACUGAGUACUUCAGCAGCAGAUGCAGCUAAGGCUCUGUAUUCAGCUUCUGCUGAACUUCUGGAUACAGUAUUUUGUUUCUUGGAUUUCCAAGAAAUGAGAGAAUCUCCUAGAAACAUGCAAUAUCCUGUUAUUGAUCUGCGAGUGUCAAUACAGCUUGCCCAGUCUGAGUCUGAGAAUCCCUUUAAUUCCAAUUUGGAAUUAGAUGAGUAGAACAAUCCUUGUCCAAUAGAACCCUUGAGAUAACGAAGGAUUCUAUGAGCUACAGAUAGAUGGGAGAUACCAGGUUUUUGCAUGAAUUGAGCAAGAGUAUUUACUGCAAAAGUGAUGUCUGGCCUGGUAAUGGUUAAGUACAGCAACUUGCCAAUUAGUGAUCUGUAUGUAGAAGCAUCAGUGAGG
Messenger RNA from Cuscuta epithymum, 1527 nucleotides. The record is from the annotation of a GenBank genome assembly. Lineage: Eukaryota; Viridiplantae; Streptophyta; Magnoliopsida; Solanales; Convolvulaceae.